CCGCCGUGAAGGCUGAGGAGCCUCGAAUGAGUUUAAUGCGUUUACGUGGGCGUGACGCCGCUACGGACCGUAAUGUUCGUUGCUGGUCUCCACGAAAGAGCUUCCCUAUUGAUAGCCGGUUGAAGUGCGAGGAGAAAUAUCCCGCGUUUUACGUCACCGACGCAAGCGAAACAGAAAGUGGCUGAGCGCGGCGUGGUGAGUUGUCGAGCGGAGUGCCCUGCAGCUGUGCGGUGCUCGCGCGAUUCCCCGGCAAGUUUAGCUCCCGACGGAACUCGUCUUUCGGAAAAUACGCUGACCAGACUCGGAGAAGAGAAACUAUGCGACUCCGUUUACGCAUCUCUAAAAGUCCCGUCACACGAGACCGUUUUUGCUUCGGUUGAUCGAGUUUACUAGCGCGUGGGUGCUCUCCGACCGUUGUUUUGUGAGCGCGUACGCAAAACGUGCGAUAUGUCAGUGUCACAUUUUUGCAUCACCUUGGAAGACACCGUUGACAGGGAGUGCAUCGCCAACCUGGGAACUUGCAUCCUUAACGCCGCGCUAGCGUUGACGGUAUGUGUGGCUACGAUUCUUCUCUGUUCGGAUCAACCUCGCCGUGUGCGCGAUGCGCUCUUCGAUGAGCACAAUUCGCGAUGGAUCCUCACGUUCGCUAUGAUCGCCGUCCACCUGUUCGAACUGGCCGAUGGUGCUCUGAUCCUGCUAAGGCGCGAGCAGCCUAAGCAAAACUUCCACCCCAUGCUGGGCGCUGGGACGUCCAUCGUGGCCGUCGUUUUAGGAAUUUAUUACUACCAUAAAGUCGAAAAGUACGGAAGGCCGAAGAGGCUCUCUGUUCUGCUGUUUUUCUGGCCGUGCGUCGUCGCGCUGAAGAUGUCCAAGCUCGUGAUUCUCUACGGAAAGGGCCUUGGCAUCGAGCACGCAACUCUGGAAGCCACUUGGUUUGGGUUGGUCUGCUACCUUGCAAUGUUCCUUGUCGAACUUUCGACUUUCAUGCAAAAGUUCUGCUCAUCGCAGGCGUACCAGUGCAAGUCGGAGCUCCGAGAGGAAGCCAAUGGAGAGGGCCAAGUCACUUACCGAUACAGUUGUGCAUCGCUGCUCUCCAAGUGCACAUUCUUCUGGCUGGUGCCUCUGCUACGACAAGGAUACCGCCGUCCAUUAGAGCUGGCCGACCUUGGCUUCCUGCCAGAAAAACACACAAAUGAAAACCAGUACCAGCGAUUUAAUGAGGUUUAUUCAAAGGAGAAGGUCAAGGCAGAGACGAAAGGCACCAACGUAUCGCUGUGGUGUUGCUUCUUGAAGACGUACUGGCAGACUGCAUUAGCAGGUGGUCUCAUCAAAGUUAUAGGGGAUGUCAUUGGCUUAGUAGGUCCCCUGUCCAUCAGUCUGAUACUGGAGUACGUGGACGACGUUACUACAAACAAAAGCUCUAAUUUGAGUGCAGACUCUUAUCCAACAGCAGGCGAAGUCCUGAGCAAUGGCUACAUCUUAUCUUUCAUUAUCCUGAUAGCUACCUUCAUGCAGAGCACAUUUUCAAACAACUUCAACCACAUGGCUAUCAUGGAAAGUGUCCAUGUGCGGUCUGCUCUCCAGAGUCUGGUGUACCUUAAGUCUUUGUCGAUUGCCAGUGACAUCGAUGUGGGCAUGGCUGUGAAUCACAUGUCAGUGGACUCCUUCAAUGUGAUGCUGCUUUUCUCCAUGGGCCACUACAUCUGGGCCGUGCCUGUCAAGCUCAUCAUCCUUCUGGUGCUUUUGUACAAGCAGUUGGGAUACAGCGCCCUCGUGGGUGCAGCCACCAUCUAUGUACUUGCACCACUGCAGUAUUGGAUCUGCACCAAGUUGUCAGAGCUGCAGAAGGAGUCUCUGUCAAUAUCUGACAAGCGAAUAAAACACACAAGUGAAUUACUUCAAGGAAUCAAGCUACUGAAGCUCCAUGGCUGGGAGAGAGUGUACGCCGACAUGGUCAAGCAGAUACGAAAAGAGGAACUCGAAGUUCUGAGGAAGGACGCCAUAUUCGUUGCCCUUAAUACUUUUAUCACACAGGGGUCCGCCAUCUUGCUCACCCUUGUGACAUUCUCUCUCUACUCUGUUAUCGAAGGCAGGCCACUCACGCCCUCGCAAGUAUUCUCUGGGCUCGCCCUGUUCAAUCAGCUCACCGUUCCACUGUACAUCAUUCCUGUUGUCAUCCCUAUUGUCAUCAACGCUAUUGUGAGCACAAAGAGAUUAUCGGAAUUCCUUAGCCAGCCUGAAGUUGGCACAGAGGCCCCAUGGAGGAAGAAAGAUGACACACCAAAGGCUGUUGUUGAGUUCCACCCUGAGAGCGGUAGUGUCCUGCUCAACAUCAGAGACAGUGAAUUGUUAGACAAGUUCCUAGCAUCUGCGGGUGACGACUCUGACGUGUUCUUGUCGGACGUCUACUCUCCCAUUGACAGCCCUGCUGUGAUUAACAUGAACCACGCUUAUUUCACCUAUGACACCAACACCAAAAUUCCACUUCUUCAGGAUAUGAAUAUCACGGUGCCCAUCGGAAAGCUCACCAUAAUAGUAGGACCAGUGGGAAGUGGGAAGACAACCCUUCUGGCUGGCAUGCUGGGUGAACUGACGCCUUACAAGGGUACUGUGCACUGGGCAAACACCACUUGCAUCGCCUAUGUGCCACAAAAACCAUGGCUGUUGAAUGCUACUCUCAAGGAGAACAUCCUUUUCGGACAGCAGUAUGAUGGCCGAAGAUAUCACCAGGUGAUUCAGGCAUGCGCACUGCAGCCAGAUAUUGAUCUGUUACCAGCACGUGACAUGACGGAGAUUGGCGAGCGUGGCUUCAACCUGAGUGGCGGGCAGCGUCAGAGGAUCGCCCUAGCUCGGGCAUUCUACUCACCAGCCAAAGCAGUUAUAUUGGAUGACCCACUCUCAGCACUCGAUACUCAUGUUGGCAUGCAUGUGUUUGAACAAGGCAUCAGGAGUCUCCUGCUAAGGAGACACCGGACUGUCGUCCUUGUGACUCACAAGCAGGACCUGUUAAUUCAUGCAUCCAAGGUGAUCAUCUUGGAAGGAGGCAAGAUCAGAUGCCAAGGCAACCUGGCUGAGAUUGAGAAGCUAGAACCAGACCUGGCAACAGUUCUAAGCCGUUCCACCAAACGAGAGGUCCCGCCUAGCCGAGACAACACAACCAAAGAGCGCCACAAGCUGAUGCGCAUGAUCACUAAACAGUCCCUGUAUCUGGCCAACUCUGGUUCUACACAGGACCUGAGACAACAGCCACGCCCUGUGACACUGAGCCGUCAGCUGUCGCACGACCCGUCAAGCCCGCUUCCCCUCCACGACUUGAGCAACGAUGACACCAGCGCAGCACUGCGUAGCAGCUGCGCUCCGAGGCCCACCUCGGUCGGCUUCCGGUUCAAGGCCAGCGUCUCAACGGACAGCAUGCACUCGGGCUCCACCGCAGCCUCGAACACUUCGUCGCUCAUCCGUAAUCCGUGGAUGCGUAGCCCUCCGUCUCGCCUGAGCUCGCGGGUCUCAAACACGGCAGAAAAUUUCAUCGAGGAAGAGGAGGAGUAUGAGGAGAGUGAAGGAAAGAAGAAAGACGAGUUACUCGCCAAUGGCACAGACCAGUUAGGGGACGACGGGUUAACGGGUCCUCUUCUCGGUGGUCCCGACUCGCUCGCUCUCGUGGAAGAGGCCCAAUGGAAGGUGAUCGAGGAGGAAGACAGGGAACAGGGCAAGAUACCAUGCUCGGUGUACCUUGACUACAUGCGGUCGUGCCGGCUUCUGCUGGUGGCGUUGGUGUGCGUUCUGUUUGCGGCAAACCAAGGGGCCAGGCUGGGAUCAGACUUCUGGCUCACUGGCUGGUCGGAAGCGUCCAGAGACAUCAACGUCACUGUCCCAGCAAACCAGGAUGAGCUGGCGUGGAGCUACCUGAUGGGAUACCUGGGCCUCUCCAUGUUCUGCAUCGUUCUUUCUCUUGUGACAAACAUGUCGGCCCAGCUUGUCUCCUUGCGGUCGGUCAAGGUGUUCCACAACAACAUGAUCGACAACAUUGUCCAGUGUCCCAUGAGAUUUUUCGAUUCCAAUCCAAUUGGAAGAAUCAUAAACAGAUUCUCGAGCGAUAUGGGUGUCAUUGACAAGAAACUGCCCGUGACGUUACCCGUCCUGUUGAGGUUCUUGAUGCUGUGCCUCUCAGCCAUACUAGUUGAUGUCUGCGUGACCCCGUACUUCUUGAUAGUGGUGGUGUUUGUCAUGGCAGUCUACUACUGCAUCCAAUCCUUCUUCCGGCAGUCUUCAAGAGAGCUACAGCGCCUUGACAGUAUCACAAAGAGCCCUGUUUUCUCGCAUUUCUCCGAAACGCUGUCCGGACUGAGCACAAUUAGAGCCUACAGGGAAGAGGGUAGGUUUGUAGAGAGGAUGAAUGAACACAUCAAUGACAACAACUUGGCCUUCAUCAUGGUCAACUGUGCCAAUUGCUGGCUUGGAGUCUCACUGGACUAUCUAGGAGGCGUAAUCCUCUUUUUGGCAACUGUGUCAUCUCUCACUGCGGCCAUUAUGGGAACGACCAGCACAUCCUUCGUGGGCAUUGCCAUGACAUACACAUUGCUUGUGCCAAUCUAUUUAAAUUGGCUUGUGAGGCAAGUCUCAAAUGUGGAGAUGUACAUGAGCUCUGUUGAGCGUGUUAACAAAUACUGUCAUCUGCCCAUUGAGCGUGUGCCUACACCCGUUGACGUGCCCGUCGACUGGCCUAGCAAAGGAGAGGUGCGAUUCGAAAAAGUCACAAUGACUUAUGAGGCAGGCCUUGAUCCCAUACUGCGUAACGUCUCGGUGACCUUUGCACCAGGCGAAAAAGUUGGAAUCUGCGGACGCACAGGCAGUGGCAAGUCAUCACUAGUUAUGGGCCUCUUCAAGAUGGUCCCCGUCUGUGAAGGGAAAAUUUUCGUGGAUGACAUCGACAUCUCUAUGGUACCUUGCGAUGUGCUGCGUUCCCGCCUUGCCAUCAUACCUCAGGAGCCAAUUCUUUUUUCUGGAACAAUAAGGCAAAACUUGGACCCCAAGAGGGUUCACACAGAUGAAGAGCUUUGGAAUGUACUGGAAAAAGCCCAUCUGAAGGAGAUUGUUGUUCUAUACGGUGGGCUGGAUGGCGAGGUGUCUGAAGAAGGAUCGAACUUCAGCAUUGGCCAGAAACAGCUGUUUUGCUUUGCCAGAGCUCUGCUGCAACCCUCGAAGGUUCUCAUUCUGGAUGAAGCAACCUCGUCUUUAGAUGCCAAGUUGGACAACCUCAUACAGGAGACUGUCCUCAAUGAGUGGGCCAACUCAACUGUCCUGGCCAUAGCUCAUCGUGUGACCGGUUUGCUGAACUUCGACAAGAUCAUUGUUCUCGAAGCUGGCCACAUCGUCGAGACCGGCUCUCCUGCGGAGUUAAAACAGAAGAGAGGAAGCAUAUUUAUGUCUCUUCUGAAGGAAGCCGAGCAGUAGCAACAUUUUUAUACAGAAGCGGUGUGCUGUCUCCGAGCUCGGGUGGGGUCAUCGUUGAACAAGGCCACACAUGCACUACGGUCUUAUCUGAACCGGCAUUCAGGACGCUGAAACUGUGCCAUCUACGACAUCUUCAGAAUGAACCCUCAUUGUUUUAGGAAAAUAUAGUAGAGCUAUUUCCGAAAGCACGUGACCAAAUACAGUAGACUUUUGUUAAACGUAACCUGAAGGGACCAGGAAAAUGUUCCAUUUCACAGGAGCGCAGAAUUCAAGUACGAAACCAAUUGUGUGAGAGGCAGUUGUUCCAUUUAAACAGCAGUUCUGUUGAACAUAUUUCCGUUUACUGAGAGUCUACUGUAGUAUACUGCGCCUAGUAUAUUCAAGCACUGUACCUGUGACGUAACAUAUUAAGGUGCUAAGGAAAGUAUAGGAGAUGUUAUUUGUAAUAAUUAGGAUACAAAUGUGAAGAAAGUAAAGUGGACGAAAAGAUAACCUGCCACCAGCAGGGACUGAACCUGCGACCUUCGAAUAACGCGUCCGAUGCUCUACCACUGAGCUACGGCGGCGGUCAUCCGCCCAUCCACUUUAUAGGGUAUAUGUGUGCAUUUAAACCUAGGAGUGUUAGUCAGCACCGUUCGCAGCCAUGGAGGCGAGUGUGGAACACUCUUUUUUCUGCCUUUUGGCGUCACGUAGCACGUGAUAUUUUUACGAGCUGGCAGCUGACCACUAAUCCCUCGCAUACUACCUGAAGGCAUCAAGUCUGCCAGAACGAGACCCUUGCUAUGAAUGAAAGAAAGAAGAUGGCUUUUACGGGCUCAUUUUUCUUUGUUAGACACAAUGUUAAUGAGAACUAGUUAUUAACGAGAAUAUUAAUGAGAAUAGUUCUCAUUAAUAUUGUGUCUAACAAAGAAAAACGAGCCCUUAAAAGCCAUCUUCUUUCCUUCAUAUUAAGGUGCUACCGCACGUAAAAUAUGUCCAACAUGUUUUCAGCAUUCUGUCAGCGUGUCUGUUUAGCUGUGCAAAUAACACCACCACAGCGUCCAGCAAAAAUGUAUUUGGUAGUAAUUAAUGGUGAAAGAUGAUGCCUUGUUGUCAACGUUUCAGCCAUAAUAGCAGCAGGGUUAUAAUGCUUGCUGAAAUUUGUUCGGUAGAGUCGUCGAUUAGAGCAGACGCUUCGUGUUGUGCAUUUCUACCAUAAUGUUAACUGCGUGGUUAUAACCUUGACCGAAGUGUGUUCAGUGUUGUUAAAUAUAUAUUUGGUUAAGCCUUAUGGCCAGUUAUAAACAUUUCAGCCAUGUGAACACUAUGGCUAUUGCACAGUCUUUCAUGGCGACACUGGGAGCUUUCGUGCAAAACCUAUGUCUGAUGUAGUUUCAGUCUUCAAGCACUGAAUUCUAUGUGCCAAGCACGCUGUGUAACAGCCUCAUUCCAUACCGGUGCGGGUUAUUCUUCUAACAAGUGUUUAUAAAGCAAAUUUGGUGCCGACUGCCUAUGCACCAUUUGCUUAUGUAAAUAUGUAAUGUGCUGCUAACUCACAUUUUCACACUUGUUACAUGCUCCUCUUGUAUCGCCAGAGGGUCCACCGUUUCUUUCUGUCAUUGUCCCUUGCCAUUAUAGCUUUCACUGAGCAGCUUUUAUGAUUAUUUAUUGUUUUUAUAUUACCCUUUUAUUUUCUACUGUUUUAUGCUGAAUUUCAAGAAAAUGGUUGUUGCAUGGAAGGAGAUAUUUAUUUUACAGACGGAAUACUCUGUUUUCGCCAAUGCCACUUGAACACAUGUUCUUGAAGAAGUUAUUUAAUAAAGAUAUUUAUC
This is a messenger RNA of Rhipicephalus sanguineus (brown dog tick), 7262 nucleotides long. Its product is annotated as ATP-binding cassette sub-family C member 9. Lineage: Eukaryota; Metazoa; Arthropoda; Arachnida; Ixodida; Ixodidae. Gene Ontology annotation, biological process: transmembrane transport. Gene Ontology annotation, molecular function: ATP binding; ABC-type transporter activity; ATP hydrolysis activity. The record is from RefSeq and is a predicted model, not a curated record. The coding region runs from base 448 to 5451 and encodes 1667 amino acids. Gene Ontology annotation, cellular component: membrane. The transcript is spliced from 32 exons.